Messenger RNA from Anguilla rostrata (American eel), 789 nucleotides. Its product is annotated as vitelline membrane outer layer protein 1 homolog. The record is from RefSeq and is a predicted model, not a curated record. Lineage: Eukaryota; Metazoa; Chordata; Actinopteri; Anguilliformes; Anguillidae. The transcript is spliced from 4 exons. Bases 1 to 630 code for a protein of 209 amino acids.
AUGAUGUGGUUCUUCUUUGCUGCCAUCUCUGUCCUAUCCAUCAUCAACCGUGGUUCAUGCAACACAGAGGCAAAGCCAUUUGUUGAGAAAGCCAGUACCAGAUUCAGUGGGCGAAACUACCAAAGCCUCCUCACUGUGCUCAAUGGGGAAGAGUUCGGAAACUGGACAUGGCCAGAGAUGUGUCCUGAAGGAUUCUACGCUGUGGGCUUCAGUCUGCGGGUGGAGCCCAAUCAAUAUGGUCUGGAUGACACAGCACUGAAUGGUAUCCGUCUGUAUUGCUCUAAACUUGGAGACAGGUCCUUCAUGUACACAGUGGAGUCCCAUACUGGACAUUAUGGAGAUUGGUCGGAUCCCCAGUGGUGCCCCUCCGGUGUCCUGAACUCCUUCCAGCUCCGCGUGGAGGCCCAUAGAGGCCUUUUUGGGGACGACACAGCAGCCAACAACAUCAAGUUCCGCUGCAGCAGUAACCCCAUCCUGGAGGGCCCUGGAUUGGACUGGGGCGAGUACGGGCACUGGAGCCAGAAUUGCUUAGGCACGGGCAUCUGUGGCAUUGAGACCAAGAUGGAGCCUUACCAGGGUGGGCUAGAUGACUCCUCUCUCAAUGAUGUGCGUUUCCACUGUUGUGCCUAGAGAUGACAUAAUGAUCUCACGCUGCCAGAAGAGAGGAACACAUCUGAGCCAGGCAGUACACACCCCUCCAAACACUUGGGGAUUUGGAGAUUUGGUAAAAAUCUGAUAUUGAUAAUGCAAUAUCAAUAAUUAAUAAAGACAUCUGUUGCACAAAGCUAA